UGCUGCUUUACUUAUGAAUGAGGGCAUCUCUUCAUCGUCGUCAUUCUCCGCUGCUUAAACUCUCAAGCUCGCUUUUCCCAGCCGUAAACUGUAAAAAGUCAUCUCAGUCUCAUAUUUAAUACUACACCUGCAUAUAUAUACAGACGAUAUAUGUAUAUCUCGUGAAUUUCGUCUUUUCGGACUCGAGUUUUCUACUCUGAAUCUCAAAGUAUUUGAAAUUUUCGAUUGCUUUUGCGGUGUUGAUCUAGCUAAAGCUCCGAUUUCGCCUCCAGAUUUGUCUAGGGUUUGCUCGUUGAUGCAGUGCAGAUGUUGGUGUAGGGAAGUGAUUGCAAGUUGAAUAGAAGGUAAAAUUGAUGGUUUUCUCUCUCCUAGGGUAUUAUUAGUGUGUGGUUUGUGGGAAAGUUUGUUGGAUUAGUGUAGCUAGGGCUGGCUGGCGGUGGUGAUGGAUUCUUAUAGGCCAUUCCAGCCCCCGUCGCAACCCGCGUUUGCUCCUCCUCCUCCCCCACCGCCGAAUCAGAAUCCUCUGCAACCUCCCCCGCCAGCAUCCACCGCAGGGCAGCCGCGAGGGAAUCAGCCAUCUCAGAAUUGGGGGGGAUACGGUAAUUAUCAACAUGCGCCGCCGCAUUUUAGCGGCCCUAUUCCGCUGCCACCACCACCCCAGUCUCAUCAGUAUCCGCCACCCCCGCCUCCGCCGGAUUCUUCGUACCCUCCUCCACCACCGCCACCACAAGCUGCUCCCCCAGCUCCACCAGUGUAUUAUCCUUCUUCUCAAUACUCGCAAUACAACCAACACCAGCAUUUACAACCCCCACCUCCACCUCCUCCACCUUCCUCUCCUCCCCCAAAUUCAGCAAUUCCUCCUCCUCCGCCACCUUCUUCACCCCCACCACCCCCUUCCUCAGCUCCCCCUGCGCAUCCAAGUAAUGAAAGCAGGCCUGCAGCUGAGAAAGCAGCUCCCAAGGAUGGAAGGGAUUCUGGGUGGCGAGAAUCAGGGCAUGGGAAUCACGGGAUACCCUCUAAGCAGAAACCUCCUGUUCCUCCCAUGCAAGUGAAGAAACCAAAUGCUCCUUCUGGAAGAGUUGAGACAGAGGAAGAGAGGAGGUUGCGGAAGAAGAGAGAGUAUGAGAAACAAAGGCAUGAAGAGAAACAUAGGCAUCAUUUAAAAGAAUCCCAGAACAAGGUGCUGCAGAAGACCCAAAUGCUAACUUCUGGAGCGAAGGGUCAUGGUUCCAUUAGUGCAUCACACAUGGCUGACAGGAGAACUGCUCCUUUGUUAAGUGGGGAGAGAACUGAAAAUCGGUUGAAGAAGCCAACAACAUUUCUCUGCAAGCUGAAGUUCCGAAAUGAAUUGCCAGAUCCAACAGCACAGCCAAAGCUCAUGUCUUUAAGAAGAGACAAAGAUAGAUUUACCAAAUACACCAUCACUUCAUUAGAGAAAAUGCACAAGCCUCAACUAUAUGUUGAACCAGAUCUCGGAAUCCCUCUUGACCUGCUUGAUCUCAGUGUAUAUAACCCCCCCAAGGGUGAAAGGACUCCCCUGGAUCUCGAGGAUGAGGCCUUGUUGCGUGAUGAUGAUCCUGUAACCCCUAUCAAGAAAGAUGGCAUUAAAAGGAAAGACAGGCCAACUGACAAGGGUGUUUCUUGGCUAGUCAAAACACAAUAUAUAUCUUCUCUAAGCAUGGAUUCAACAAAACAGUCUCUGACUGAAAAGCAAGCGAAGGAAUUACGAGAAAAUAAAGGAGGCCAAAACAUUUUGGAGAACCUUAAUAACAGGGAUAGACAAAUAAAAGAAAUUAAGGCUUCUUUUGAGGCAUGCAAGUCACGACCUGUUCAUGCAACCAAUCCAAAACUACAGCCUACUAAAGUUUUACCCCUUUUCCCAGACUUUGAUCGGUACAAAGACCAGUUUGUGGUUGCUACAUUUGAUAGUGCUCCUACUGCUGAUGCAGAAAACUAUAGCAAGUUAGACAAGGCUAUUCGAGAUGAACAUGAAUCUCGGGCAAUUAUGAAAAGCUUUGUCGCAAGAAACUCAGAUGCUGCUAAACCUGAUAAAUUUCUGGCAUAUAUGGUCCCUUCACCCAAUGAGCUGGAGAAGGAUAUGUUUGAUGAAAAUGAGGAUAUCUCGUAUGCAUGGGUUCGCGAAUAUCACUGGGAUGUACGUGGUGAUGACACAGAUGAUCUAACCACAUUCCUUGUGGCCACUGGCAAAUCAGAGGCACGCUACAUGCCUGUUCCAACAAAACUCUCAUUGAGAAAAAAGAGGGCCAGAGAAGGAAAAUCAAUCGAAGAAGUAGAACAGUUUCCCAUACCUGCAAGAGUGACAGUAAGGAAUAGACAAACAGUAGCUGCCAUUGAAUUGAAAGAUGAAGGGGGUUAUUCAAGUUUCAAGGGGAGUGGUUCAGAUUCUAAGAGAUCAAGAAUGAGCUUGGAAGAUGGUUUACAUUCAGAGAAGGGUAUGCAUGACAGUGAUGAAGACCAAUCUAGUGGCGGUGAAUAUGAGUUAUCUGAUUGAUUGCAAAAAAAAUUCAAGUACAAUAGGGUAAUAAGAAAGUUGAAAGUAGAGAGUAGAUUCUCAAGUACAAGAGAUUACUGACAAGAGUUUUUCUUUGUAACUAUUAAAAAUUUUGUUUUUACAAAGUUUCAACAUUUUAUUAGAUGAUUCUCAUCUGCUGCCA
Ipomoea triloba (trilobed morning glory) is the source of this 2675-nucleotide messenger RNA. Its product is annotated as protein PAF1 homolog. Gene Ontology annotation, cellular component: Cdc73/Paf1 complex. The transcript has 12 exons. Gene Ontology annotation, biological process: transcription elongation by RNA polymerase II. Gene Ontology annotation, molecular function: chromatin binding; RNA polymerase II complex binding. The record is from RefSeq and is a predicted model, not a curated record. NCBI's taxonomy places the organism in Eukaryota, Viridiplantae, Streptophyta, Magnoliopsida, Solanales, Convolvulaceae. Bases 443 to 2512 code for a protein of 689 amino acids.